ACUUAUCAUAAGGUUCUAUCAGCAAGGCCAUUCAGUUAGAAUUGCUUCACCAAGAUUGUUUUUGUUGUGUUUUUGUGACAGUUGGACUGUAGAUAUUUUGUCUGUGGUAAAUGGAGUUAGGCCUGGGGUGAACAGUGAUGUGUGUCCUGACUGAAAUCUAGUGUUUCCUGGGUCUGUUAAUCUGCCCACUUAACUGUUUCCUAUGUAUGUAUGACACCAAGAUGUAGACACCACGGAACAGUGUGGCUUGGUCAAUAGAAACUAGGUUGACCUUCACCAUGACCUUUAUAUAUUGAAAUACAUCUCAACAUUUUCGUAUCGCAUGGAAUUUUCAUGACUUUGAAUGACAAUAGAUGGAACUAACAACGAAUCUACGCAGUAAGAAAAUUGGCAACUGGUCUCCCACCAAGUUUCAAUUUUCUUUAGCGACGAGAAGGUCUACCUGGAUCAAGUAUGAGUGGUAUGGAUCACCAGGCUACAGUGGAUAAUAGGGGAUUAAGAAUGAAAAUAAAACGUACGAAAAAUAUGGGACCUACAAGCAACAAAAGCGACACCAAACACGAAAUUGUAAAACCCGGAGAGGCUAAAGCAGCAGCACACGGAUCAUCUUCUUCAUCAUCUGCCUCAUCGUCAUCUGAUGGAAUCUCAGCAGCUAACGGGUCUACUGUGGAUAAGUCAAAACUGUCUACAGCCACUGACAGGGACAAAUCUCCAAAGGUGAAAAAUUUGCACAAAAGAGAACGUAGCAAAGAGAAAAUGAAUAAGGAUUGUAAUGCUACAUCUCUGUCCUCUGUUUGCUCACUUGAUGUGCCAUUUUCUCAAGUUUCUCUGGAACCUAACCAGGCAGAAGUUCCGCAGGGGAAAAAAGAAAAUCUUCUACCUGAUCCCUAUGAGUUUAAUGCUAAAGUGGAGGACGGUAUUGGUUUCCCUGUUAAAAAGAUAAAAAGUGAAAAGAACGAUGCAACAUCAUCUACCUCGGCCAACUCUCAGGCACAGAGUUCGACCAAUGCCAGUACGGAGACAUGCAGUAUAGGUGUUUCCACUGAAUCUGAAUUCCUCGGACCAUGUGAACCCGGAACAAGUGUCACCCUUGAAGGAAUUGUGUGGCACGAAUCCGAAAAUGGAGUCCUGGUGGUCAAUGUGACCUGGAGAGACAAGACAUUUGUAGGGACACUGCUGGAUGCCACCAAGCAUGACUGGGCUCCUCCAAGGUUCAAUUGUGAUUCUCCAGUCAGCGAGUUUGAGACCAGAACCCCUAAAGGGAGGGCCAAAAGAGGAAGGGGUUCUGCUUCCACAACACCAGUCAAUGAAAAAGGGCCAGAGGGACGAAAACUACGCAAGGGACGGAAGGGUAGUAACACGUUCCAGGCCCCUCCCAGUCCUGCAAAGUGUGAAACCUCCAUGUCAAGUGGAAUGAAACGUAAAGGACGUCCUACAGAUAUCGAUUUAUCAGCAGCCAUGAACAAACGCAGCAGGUCAUGUUCACAGGGAAAUCAAGGCACAGAAAGUCCUGUUUCCUCACUGAUAGAAUGUCCAGAACCAAAUUGUGGCAAAAAGUACAAGCAUCCAAAUGGACUGAAAUAUCAUCAAACUCAUGCCCACCAGAGUUCUGGGGUCACGACUGAUGUGGACGAGGACACGCGGGACACCUGUGACAAUGUGGAUGAUGAUGUGGACAGUAGUAUCGCUGAUCCCUCUGAAGCCCCUGACACUUCCACAAAGUUGGGCAAGCCUGAGGCCAUGGAGGAAGCGAGUAAGAAGGAGGAAGAAGGUGCUAAGUCAGACAGUGAGAAUAUGGAGGAUCUGGAAGUGGAUGUGAACGGAGAAACACCAAAGGCAGAUUCCGUGGAGAAAAAGGACCCUGUUGUGUCUACUAGUGUUUCUCUAAAUAAACCUGCAGGAGGUAAAGCAAUAGCUAGUAUACCAUCAGGAAAUGCCUUCCAGAUUGUGUCUAAGCAACAUAUUGCAUCUCCUACAUUUGGAGGAGUUGGUCUGCUCUCUCAGAGCCCGCUACAGACCGGAUCUUUACCCAGUGGUCAAGUUUUGCCACUGGUCACUGCAGUAGUGACCACCAAUCCUAUUCCGACUGGGGCCCCUAUCACUGUGGCAGCCAUUUCUGCUACAGCACAACCUUUGGAUCUGAAAACUGAAUCGUCCAAAAGCGAAAAGCCAAUUCGACCAAAGAUCAGUCAUAUAAUGCCCCAGAUUGUUGCUUUGUCCACCAGUGUGUCUGUCACCCAUACAAAUGCUUCACCUGUCACCUCAUCAAACAUGCAAGGCACCUCCCAGCUAAUUCCGAUACAGCCAAAACCAACUCCCCCAGGGGAGACUGCACCACCUACUCCAUCGUUUCUGGGUCUCAACAGGGACAGAAAGCCAAAACAGAAAAAACGAGACAAAGUGAAAGAGAAGGAGUCCCCAUUGGCUGGUCCUCCUAUCUGCCAAAGUUUAGCCGCCGCACCGAUGAGGACUGGUAAAGUGGAACCAUUGAAAAACGAACAACAAAGUGCAGGAGUCAUAAAAGUGGCUCCUAUUAUAGCUAGUAAACCAAUGGAUCAUAAUAAAUCGGAAAAUUCUACAAUUACGAGUGCUCCACGACUUGACCGGCUGGACAAGCCUCUGUCCUUGUCCACUUCAGGUGCCAAUGUUGGUGUGGUUACAGCCCAAGUGCAGCCCUCCCCAAAAGGGGUGGAUCUAUCACAGACACGACAGACGGAACCACCUAGUAUGUUAAAGGUUAACCCAUCGCUGGCUGCCCUUGACAGUAGGUCAAACAGAAGCGAAGACGUACAGAGUCCCUCUUACUAUUCAGACAUUUCUGAGGAGUCAGGAUCUCCUGCAACUCAUCCUCAAAGUGAAAGCCCUCAGAAAAACAAGGACGAGAGCUUAACAAAGAACAGAGACAAUGCCCCGAAUGUGCCAAACAUGCCCUCGUCCCAGCCUACAGUGAUGGACAGUCAAUCCGUUCCCCCUUACAUGUACGGUUCCUAUUACGGGCAGCAAGCCACGCCUUAUCUACUGUCGCCCCAGAACAUGUCGUCACCUGUGGGGACAAAUUCUGGUCCAAAUGCGCCCUCGCAGCAGCCACAGUCCCAUCCCCAUCACCCAUCACAGCAACCCCAUCCUCAUCAUCCAUCACAACCCCACAUCUCUUCACAGACCCCCAACAAGGACAGGAACACACCCUCAGAACAAUCCAAAAAUGAAUCUAAACUAAAACGGGAUGAUUCCAAAGACUCUGAUGGUAAAGAUGAUCGUGGGGAUAAAGGUGAUGCGCGGGGCAUGACGCAGCAAGAGUACCAUCAUAUGCAGCAUCAGAAGUGGGUCCAACAACAGAUGUACGCUCUACAGAUCCCUCCCCACGCCCAGUACCAGUUUCUAGCCACAUAUGGGCCCUAUUUUGACAAUGCUUACCAUAUGCAUAUGAUGUCCAAUGAUGCCAUGUAUCGGCAGCAUCAUGAACAGAAGAUUGGUGAGGAGGAAAAGAAUCGUGCAGAUGGGGAGAGGAAGGAGGGAGAUAUACCUAAGCCGAUGGUUAGACCACCCACCUCCACAGACAAUGGUGUAGGUCAGUUAGGGGAUGGGAUGACAGGUAGAGGACCUCCUCCAGGGGAUAGUCAUCAGGGACACAAAGAGGCGGACCACAAAAGGGGUGCGUCAGAAGUGCUGUCAGAGAGGGAGCUUAAGGAAAAAAGUAUGCGAGAAAAACAAAAUGAAAAUCACCAAAUCAUAAAAGAAAAUCUAGAUCUCAAGGAUCAAAUGGAUAGAAAUAGACUAGACCAGAGGUUUGAUCCUGUGUAUGGACGUGAUAACGCACGCGAUAAAACCAGUGAGGAACAACGGCGCAUUCAAAUGUAUCGACAACAAGCUAUGAUUAGACAUCAAAAACGGGAGGAACAGCACAAGAAAAUGGGUGAUGGUAAUAAAUAUGAGCAUAGGCCUUCUGAAUCUAAAUCAUCAGUCAUAAAUCAGGUCAGUAGCAACAGCAGUGGGGCUGAAGGUAGACCAAGGGACCACUCGGUGGGGGCAGACACGGGCAAAUCCAAAAUUGAAAUAAAACGAGAACCAGAAGAUAAAGGGUAUAGAGACUCGAGCGAUGCAAGUGACUCAAAAGUAUCUAGUGGUGACAAAAGUAAGUCGUUAACAUCAUCAUCUUCCUCCUCUUCGUUAGACAGGAUCAGAGGACACGACACGCCAAAGGGUAAACCUGGGAGUCGAGUGUCUAGCCCACACACGCCCUCCUCCAACCCCUCCAAUGUAAUUCCUUCUUCAAUGACUCCCGCAGGCCCCAAUGGGCCCCCCUACCCAGCCUACAUGUACCCUAGUCAGUAUAUGCAGUCUUCAAUGUAUGGACAAAUGCCGUUCGAGCCCACCCACCCAAUGUAUCGCGGGAUGAAUCCAAUGAUGUAUGGUGCUUAUCUUCAUCCAUCACAAAUUCCUCCAUAUCCUGUCAAUAUGGAAAUGGAUGAAAAGGAAAAACUUGGUCUUGUACAGAAAUUAGCUCCGACAGAAAGUGAGGGUAAAUUAACAGACCCUAACCAUGGACCUCUUUAUCACAGCAGCUCUGGACCUAGUGCUACAAAUAAUAGUGCAAGUGUUAGUUUAAACAAAGGAAAUAGUGGCCAUAAAAUUCAUGAACUUCAGGAAAAGACUAGGUCUGUGGCAAGUCCACAUCGGGCUUCACCAGUGUCUGUUGGUAAGCCUGAAGGGCCUCCCACCCCCACCCAUUCCAUAGGGGCAGUGGACAAGAACCGCGAGUACAGCAGCUCUCCUCCGACCCAGAGGCAUGUUCAUACCCAUCACCACACCCACGUCGUGGAGGCUGCCUACCCUGUGGGCUAUUACCCUGGUAUGUUUCCCGGUGCUAGUCAACAAAAGUCCCCUCCCGCUGCGGCUGUCCAGCCCCUGCCAGGAGAACCCUCCUAUCCACCACCCAAGUGAAGGCUUCAGCACACAUUGAUUGGUGGAUCUCUACUUUCUCAACUUCAGUUGGGACAUUCCCCUUCUGUACCCAGUCAAACAGUUACAAGCAAUGUGAUGGUGGGUGUUUGCAGUAUUCUUAUCUAUCAGUGCCAACAAAAACAGAAGAUUGUAACAAGUCAUGUGAUUGGUUGACACCUGAUGUUCAGUGUUGUUACCAGUAAGUCGAGUUUACAACUUCGGUUAUAACUGAUUGAUUGAAACAGUUUUUGCUGCGUGUAUAUAUAGUUACAGCAGUAAACUCAGCACCCAUCCAGGUGUGCCUGUAAUAACAGAUCACUAACUACAAAGUCUCUUGUCAAAUGUGUAACAACCCGUACGAUUGGUGGAUAUUCCUCCGAUGUUCCAUGUCGAAGAACAAGUACGAAUGGUGGACAUUCUUAGUGUUUCAAGUGAAAUGUGUAACACCCUUUAAAUGAUUGGUGUAUGUUUAUUUCAAACACCAAUUUUUGGUUGAGAAAAGGUUUGUCGAGGAUAUGAGGAGACUGAAGGUGGUGAAUGUGUGUAUAAUGUCCUGAGAAGAUCGUGAGUUUGUGGUCUACCUGGUCUGUAGGUACCGUGAUCGCAAGUCUGUGGUCAUCCUGGUCUGUAGGUAACGAGAUCACAAGUCUGUUUUCUACCUGGUCUGUAGGUACCGUGAUCGCAAGUCUGUGGUCAUCCUGGUUUGUAGAUAACGAGAUCGCAAGUCUGUUUUCUACCUGGUCUGUAGGUACCGUGAUCACAAGUCUGUGGUCAUCCUGGUCUGUAGGUAACGAGAUGCGCGAGUCUGUUUUCUACCUGGUCUGUAGGUACCGUGAUCACAAGUAUGUUGUCAUCCUGGUCUGUAGGUAACGAGAUCGUGAGUCUGUUUUCUACCUGGUCUGUAUACGUAGGUACCGUGAUCGCAAGUCUGUGGUCAUCCUGGUAUGUAGGUAACGAGAUCGCGAGUCUGUUUUCUACCUGGUCUGUAGGUAACGAGAUCGCAAGUUUUCUACCUGGUCUGUAGGUACCGAGAAGAACUGGAAAGCCCUUGGUUACUUUGUCUGCCAUCCCAGCUUUAGCAAUAAUGACCAUCAUCAGCAUUCUUUUAUGCGUACAUAUUUUAGAUACCCUAUGCAAAAUUCAGUGUUAUUUUACUUUUAAACACUUUUCCAUCAAUAACAUCAAUUGGCUUGACAAAUCAAACUAAACGAUUCGUGACUUUAUACUGAUAACAUUCUGCCCUAGUAAACUGUAAAAAGGGGACUAAGAAAUGUUAAAUGUUUUAAACAUUUUUGAAAUACUUGAAAUUCAGUUCAAAAAUGAAUUUAACAUGGUUUGGUCUUGAAAUGAUUAAAUGAUAUAUAUAUAUAUAUAUAUAUAUGUUUAUUUCAAAAAGUACCUUUAAUUCAUUUACCCCUGAAGAUACAUUUGAACUGUUCCAAUUACCGGUAAAAGGUUGGAAUAGUUCAUUAUUAAACAUCAGGUGUGAGUGAGCUAAAUUUUUCAUACACUGUACAUGUAUUAACAACCUGAAUUUUUUUAAUUCAGUUUUUGUAAAGAUAAAUGAGUUUAACGUA
This is a messenger RNA of Mizuhopecten yessoensis (Yesso scallop), 6518 nucleotides long. Its product is annotated as zinc finger protein 608-like. Bases 454 to 4941 code for a protein of 1495 amino acids. Gene Ontology annotation, cellular component: nucleus. NCBI's taxonomy places the organism in Eukaryota, Metazoa, Mollusca, Bivalvia, Pectinida, Pectinidae. Gene Ontology annotation, biological process: regulation of transcription by RNA polymerase II. The record is from RefSeq and is a predicted model, not a curated record. The transcript is spliced from 6 exons.